GCUCAGCUAAACCUCAUUUCCGGGCGCGACGCACUUAGAGCGUUUUAGGUUUUUUCCCUCCGUGAAGCUUUCGGGCCGAGAGGAUCGCUCCGCUCCGCACAGGGAAGGGCUCGGUUCGCCUACAGCGCAGCCAUGACUGAGGCAGAAGUGAACCCCAAAGCUUACCCACUGGCUGAUGCACAACUCACCAAAACUCUGCUGGACCUUGUACAGCAGUCCUGCAACUACAAACAGCUACGCAAGGGUGCCAAUGAAGCCACUAAAACACUGAACAGAGGAAUAGCAGAAUUCAUUGUGAUGGCUGCAGAUGCUGAGCCCCUGGAGAUCAUCCUGCACCUCCCUCUCUUGUGCGAGGACAAGAAUGUGCCCUAUGUCUUUGUGCGCUCCAAGCAGGCCCUGGGCCGGGCAUGUGGUGUCUCCCGGCCUGUCAUUGCCUGCUCAAUUACCAUCAAGGAAGGGUCACAACUGAAGCCUCAGAUUCAAUCGGUCCAGCAAGCUAUAGAGAGACUGUUGGUCUAAAUCUGCCUAAAACCCAAUAGCUGAAAUCCAUAAUUUAAAAAAUAAUAAAUCAAGAGUUGGGGAGGGAAUUAAUGAUAGUUAAACUAGACAAUACAAUAGUUUGAUACCAAACCCUUGUUUCAAAAUGCCAGGUGUUUGUUUUACAGUGGCUUGCUCCUAUUAUAUAUUUCAACUCUCCACUGUGGGUCAAUCUAGAUUUUCUCCCUCUCUCCCUUGCCGGCCUUUCAGAAGACAUUCUUGCAGUACUAGUUCUCAAAACUCUGUUGCUCAACAGAGUGAGUAGCAGCUCCUCCUGUGUGAUAGGCAAAAAUAACAUAUUGCCCCAUUUUAGGGCAUGAUUAACCUAUACUCUUUUUUUUUUUUUUUCUCCCCCAAUAAUGGAUUAGCUUCCUUCGUUUUGCAGCAAAUUCUUCUAUGAUAAGUUUGAUCUGUAACAGACAUGAAUAAUUUAAUGUAUGUGUUCUAGACGGUUUGAUCCAAUGAGGAAAAUUAAGGUGGAUCUGCAGUGUAAUGGUGUAUAUUCAACAAUUGCUGCUUUAAGGGAGAGGCAAGUAAUAGAGGAGGGGGGGAAAUAAAGACAGUGGCAGCUAUGUAGUGUAGGAUACAGGCCAAGUUCAGUUUCACCAUAUCUGCUGACUUGGUCAAGAGGCCACUGUAUGAGAGGUGUAGAGGGAGGAGAAAUCCUACUACAGUGCUAUGGGUGAUAGUUCUAACCUUGCUUGGUGUGUUUUUUUUUUUUUUUUUAAACUGGUAUUUUUUUAAAUAAAUCCAUAUAUUCCCAGA
This is a messenger RNA of Terrapene triunguis (Three-toed box turtle), 1302 nucleotides long. RefSeq names its product small nuclear ribonucleoprotein 13 (gene SNU13). Gene Ontology annotation, molecular function: RNA binding. Gene Ontology annotation, biological process: mRNA splicing, via spliceosome; ribosome biogenesis; maturation of SSU-rRNA. The coding region runs from base 133 to 519 and encodes 128 amino acids. Lineage: Eukaryota; Metazoa; Chordata; Testudines; Emydidae. Gene Ontology annotation, cellular component: nucleolus; box C/D methylation guide snoRNP complex; precatalytic spliceosome. The record is from RefSeq and is a predicted model, not a curated record. The transcript is spliced from 3 exons.